Colletes gigas is the source of this 2116-nucleotide messenger RNA. RefSeq names its product translation factor GUF1 homolog, mitochondrial (gene waw). Gene Ontology annotation, biological process: positive regulation of translation. Gene Ontology annotation, cellular component: mitochondrion. Lineage: Eukaryota; Metazoa; Arthropoda; Insecta; Hymenoptera; Colletidae. The coding region runs from base 140 to 2098 and encodes 652 amino acids. Gene Ontology annotation, molecular function: GTP binding; mitochondrial ribosome binding; GTPase activity. The record is from RefSeq and is a predicted model, not a curated record. The transcript is spliced from 7 exons.
GACUAUGGUACAAUUUGUCGCCACGUAAAAACGUGCCUUAAAUAGUAAAUAGAAUCAAUGACAACAGAAGAAAAAAAAUAUAACCUAUCAUAUAAAUAUGUUUAUUUAACCGUAAACAAAUAUAAAUUAUUAAUUCAUUAUGAAAAUAAAUAAAAUUGUUUGUCAUGUACAAUAUGCCAAGAAAAAUCAUAACUUUUUCCGAACAUGUGUGUCGAUGUUUAACAGUAAAUACUGGCACAUUCGUAGUAAAUAUUACUCAACCACGUCAGAAGCAACUCAGGAACGCAAUACAUUAGUAGAAAACAUUCGUAAUUUUAGUAUUAUAGCUCAUGUUGAUCAUGGAAAGAGUACCUUAGCUGACAGAUUCUUAGAACUAACAGGUGCAGUGAAAACAAACUCUGGGAAACAAAUAUUAGAUAAUCUGCAAGUCGAAAAAGACAGAGGGAUAACAGUUAAAGCUCAAACAGCUUCUCUGAACUAUACUUACAAAGGGACCAAGUAUCUUCUUAAUUUGAUAGACACACCAGGUCAUGUAGACUUUUCCGCAGAAGUCCAUCGUUCUCUGGCUCCCUGUCAAGGUGUAGUAUUAGUGAUCGAUGCGAAUGAUGGCGUCCAAGCUCAAACAGUGGCCAACUUUUACUUGGCUAUUAAGCAAAACUUGGUCAUAAUACCAGUAAUAAACAAAAUAGAUUUGAAAACUGCCAAGCCAGAUAGAGUGAUAAGUCAGUUAAAAACAUUGUUUGAUAUAAAGGAAACAGACGUAUUGAAAAUAUCUGCAAAACUGGGAACCGGAGUAGUUAAAGUCCUGGACGCAGUCAUAGAGAAAAUUCCACCACCAGAUGUCUUCAGAGACAAACCAUUAAGGGCUCUAACAUUCGACAGUUGGUACGACAAGUACAGAGGAGCCAUUUCGUUGGUCUACAUCAAAGAAGGGUCUUUGUCAAUUGGAGACCACAUUGUUUCAAUGCUCACUAAAAAAUCUUAUGAAGUUAAAACUCUGUCGCUGUUGAGACCUAGCGAAGAAAUUGUAAAUAAGUUAUUCGCAGGUCAAAUAGGAUGUGUUUCGUGCAAUAUGAAAUCUUCAAAGGAAGCACUGAUAGGCGAUACAUUGCAUUUGCAGAAGUGCAGCGUAGAACCUUUACUGAGAAUCAAGUCACCUAAGCCGAUGGUCUUCUCAGGAGUUUAUCCACUGGAUCAGUCGCAAUUCGGCACAAUGAGAACCGCAAUUGAAAAGUUGACAUUGAACGACAGUGGAGUUUCCAUUGCAUCGGAUUCUAGUGUAGCUCUUGGACAAGGCUGGCGAGUAGGAUUUCUCGGUUUAUUGCACAUGGAAGUCUUCAUGCAGCGUUUGGAACAAGAGUAUAAUGCGCAACCAAUUGUAACAAUACCAAAUGUCACGUACAAAGCGACUAUUGUAGGUAACAAGAAUAUUAAAAAACUUGGUAGCGAUACGAUGGUGUUCAACAAUCCUGCAGACUUUCCCAACUUACAAAUUGUGUCGCAGUUUUACGAACCCAUAGUGCUAGGAACUAUCAUAACGCCAGUUGAAUACAUAGGGGUGAUACUAAGUUUGUGCAUGGAGAAGCGAGGAACGGAAGAAACGAGAAAAGAUAUUGGUAACAAUAGAGUAAUGUUGCAGUUUUUAUUACCAUUAAAUGAAAUCAUUGUAGACUUUCACGAUUCAUUAAAAUGCAUUACUUCCGGAUACGCUAGUUUCGAUUACGAAGAAUAUGACUACAAACCAACGAACAUAGUGAAGUUAAAUAUCGUUUUAAACGGUAUUCCGGUGGAAGAAUUGAGCAGUAUUGUUCACAUAAGCAAGAGUUAUGCAAUAGCCAAACAACAGUGCGAAAAGUUGGUGGAAGUUAUACCGCGUCAAAUGUUUGAAAUCGCGAUUCAAGCUGUGGUAAACGGAAAGGUUAUCGUGAGAGAAACUUUGAGGGCGUUUAGAAAAGACGUAACAGCCAAACUGUAUGGAGGAGACGUCUCAAGAAAAAAGAAACUAUUGGCGCAGCAGGCGCAAGGAAAAAAACAAAUGAAAAUGGUUGGGAAAAUUUCUCUACCUCGAGACACAUUCAUAAAAGUUCUAAAAAGAUAAUAGAAAUUUUACGAACGC